AUGACGGCCGAUGAUUGGCUGCGCAAUCGGCGCAGGCUGCUCCCCAAGCAGAACGACCAUCACUCCGGGUAUACCUGGCUGUCUCUUUCCAUUUCUCGCCGGGCGCGAAAGGCGAACCCCCGGCAGGCAUCAAUGGGCUGUGGACGCGCGUGCGAGCGCGUGACUGGCCCACAGCGCCCGGCGCCGAUCCCCUGGACUCCAGGGCCUGGAGGCAGCCAUCGCCAGCCACCGACGUACGUGAAAGGCGCGGCAGUCGGCAGUCGCGCGCGACGGAUGGAAGUCCCAAAGAGUUUUUGGGUCUUUGAAAGACCGCCGGGAUCCGCGACGCUUACUGACCGCCGCAAUGAGUCACCGAAUCCGGUUUAG
Messenger RNA from Phytophthora sojae, 366 nucleotides. RefSeq lists its product as hypothetical. The transcript has a single exon. The coding region runs from base 1 to 366 and encodes 121 amino acids. The record is from RefSeq and is a predicted model, not a curated record. NCBI's taxonomy places the organism in Eukaryota, Oomycota, Peronosporomycetes, Peronosporales, Peronosporaceae.